Molecule: messenger RNA, 4584 nt
Organism: Symbiodinium sp. CCMP2592
Lineage: Eukaryota; Dinophyceae; Suessiales; Symbiodiniaceae
Source: the annotation of a GenBank genome assembly
AUGGCGGUGGCGAGCUUGUGGUUGGUAUUCCUCUUCGCCUGCUUGCUGCUGCUGAUAUUUCUGAAGCGCAGCUGGUGCUUUUUCAGGCCGCGGAGCGGUGGAUGGAGUACCUUGCAGCUCGAGUAUGCUCUGGCUCUGCGCUCUGCCGUGGUCUACGUGGCCAUCGGCGCCGUGCCACUGCUUUUCCCUUGCUCCGAGCGGUCUGCCAGCGCUUCUCUGAAAGGUUGGGACAGAUGCCCGGCGAGCUCGUACAGCUUGGUGCCCACCAACAUCAUGCGGAUUUAUCAUUUCCUGCCUUUCUGGUAUGCUUUCCUGGUAACUCCGCAUCUUGGUUGCUUGAUCAGCGGCAUCCACGAUGCUCUGCUGGGUGCUUCCACCGGGCUUUGCAUGGCGAGUCUGCUAAAUCUGAUGAUGCCCGGAGGGGCCGGUGGCACGAACUACUUAUCAGAGGAUUUCUGGCAGAAAGCUUGGCUGCCUUUUGGGUACCAUAGCUUCCCCGCGAUCCUCUUUGCAGUCUGCUCAACAUACCUCUUGUUCUUCAGCUCGACAUCCGUUGGCCAGAAGCAAUAUGCUUUAGGAGUCUUCUCAGAGCUCCUGGUCCCCUUCAUGAACCCUCAGACAACAUCCGGGUUCCGAGCUGUGAUCUGGGAUUGGGAGUUUCACUGGAACUGGAAUGGGAUUGCCAUGUGUGGCUUCUGGCUUGUCGUACUUGCCAUACUGCUCGCCAUCCCCUCCCUGGGCCUCCUUCCCUGGAGCCGCGAGUCUGUGAAGAGACACAGCUGCAUGUGGUCUGCAGCAACCGAGCUGGCACAACUGGCAGAGGACACGGCCGGCUGCUUGGAGUAUUUGUUGACAAUCCUCCAGCAGGAAGCUUGGAAGUUUCCCUUCCACGCAGACAGUUCCAACUUCUACAUCCGACAGCUGGGCAUGCGCCGAACCACCGCAGAGGCGCUCUUGGACCAGGUCGCGUGGGAGUCGUGGGUUUCUGGCCACACACGGGAGCAACACAAGAACCUGCAAAACGUUGCUGCGUUUCUGCGGCAGCUACGGCAGCUCCUCCGCAUCCAGAGUGGCUUGAUGCGCUACCUCGGACAGUCCACUGGCAGGGGCGAGCAGUUCCUGCUCGAGGACUUCGUGCUUGCCUGCAGCGAGGGCCUCGCCGCGGUGGCUCGGGAUUGCCGGGACAAGGCAGACAUCAGCACGGAGACGCGUCUGGAGCUGCAGCGCCUCGCGAAGAAAGCAGACGAAGUGCUCUGCAAGGCUCUGGAGAAGCAGGCCAAACCCGAGAAUGCCUUCUCCUCUGAGAUGGCCUUCCUGGACCAGCUCCGCUCCUGGCCCGCUGCCUUCAGCGCUUUCGAUGCGCGCCAGAACGAUGCUGCACCGAGCGCAUCUGGGGGCAAGGACGCGAACAGUCGCCAUUGGUUUGCCCUUCGGAACACUGUGUCCUGGACGCUGGCACUUCUUUGGUCGGUAUAUUCUCGCGGCUACAGCAUGGGUUGUGUGGUUGCUACCUCCUUCAUUUUCUCAGAAACAUCUGGCUCAUCGUUCGACACGAACAUCAACCGCAUUCUGGGAGUGGGCAUGGGGCUGGCAGUGGGCAAUGUUCCCGCCAUACUUAUCCUCAGUGGGACGAGCGCAGAGAACACAUCCUCGAUGUUGCGCUUCUUCGCGUACUUCGUUGUCAUGUUCAUCAUGUGGACUCUAGCCAUGUUUGGGUACUUGGCCCCCGGCUCCAAGUACUACCGUGCCUGCCUUCUGUGGGUGGGCUAUGGCGGAGUGCAGAUGCUAAGACACCUCCCUCAGUUUGACCAGCCUGAUGCGGAGCUGUUCCUUGCCAUCCUGGAUAACAUUGUGGCCAUCAUGGUUGUCUUCAUCGUUGACAUGGUUUUUGCCUACGUCCAGGGCAACAGCACCGAGGAGCAGGUCAAGGCGGCCGUGACUCGCUGCGCCCAGCAUGUCGCCAACGCCGUCGAGACGUUGCAGGCUUUGCCACUUCAGCCCAGCAUGGUGAUCAAGGUUGACUGCGACAUGGCCGUUGAGGCCAUAGCCACCAAGCCUAUCGAAGGGCAGAAGCCCGGCACCUCGGGCCUUCGGAAGAAGACCAAGGUCUUCAUGGAGGGCACUUACCUGGCCAACUAUGUGCAGAGUGUUUUCAACACCCUGCUCGAGUCGGGUGUGCCUGUGUCUGGAGGCACUUUGGUUGUCUCUGGCGACGGCCGCUUCUGGAAUCCGGAAGCAAUCCAGAUCAUUAUCAAGAUGGCGUUCGCUGCAGGAGUGGGGCGGGUUUGGUGUGGCACGGGUGGCCUCCUGUCAACACCAGCCACCUCGGCAGUCAUCCGCUGCCGGGGGAAGGGCAUGGAGCCCUUCGGUGGAUUCAUUUGCUCAGCGUCGCACAACCCGGGCGGAAUCAACGACGAUUUUGGUAUCAAGUAUAACUGCGAGAAUGGUGGCCCCGCCCCUGAGAAGCUCACUGACAAGAUGGUCGAGUGGACGGCCAAGCUCAGCGAGUUGAAGACAUGCAGCAGAAUUCCAGACUUUGACCUGUCCAAGCCGCAGAUCUAUGAGCUUCCAGGUGGCAAAAGUGUGGAGAUCUUCGAUUGCGUCGAGGACCACAUGGCGGUGCUGAAGCAGUGCUUUGACUUCGAAUCCAUCAAGAAGCUGAUGGUGCACCCAGAGUUCAGCAUGACCUACGACUCCAUGUCUGGUGUGCAGGGGCCGUAUGCGCUGGGUAUCUUGGAAGGAGAGCUGGGCGCUCCAGCUGGAAGCUGCAAGAAUGCGAGUCCGAAGCCGGACUUCGGAGGUCCGGAGUCCGCUUGGCACGGCCACGCGGAUCCGAACCUGACCUACGCCGUCGAGCUUGUGGCCGACAUGGGCCUGAACAAGGAGGGCCAGAAGGUGGAAACCGGCAAAGCCAUCCCGAAGUUCGGUGCCGCGGCUGAUGGCGAUGCCGAUCGCAACAUGAUCCUCAGCUCCCAGUUCUUCGUGUCACCCUCGGACUCUUUGGCCAUGAUCGUGGCCAACUCCCACUUGAUCCCUCAGUUCAAGGAUGGACUGAGAGGCUGCGCAAGGUCCAUGCCCACCUCGGCAGCCCUGGACCUGGUCGCCGAGAAGAAGAGGAUCCCAUGCUUUGAGGUGCCCACAGGUUGGAAGUUCUUCGGAAACCUCAUGGACAGUGGCACGAGCUACUUCCCGGGCAAGGAGACUUACACCCCUUUCAUCUGCGGUGAGGAGUCCUUCGGAACUGGCGCCGACCAUGUUCGGGAAAAGGAUGGCAUGUGGGCUGUACUUGCGUGGCUGCAGAUCCUGGCGAAAAAGACGGAGGAGGCAGGGAAGCUCAUCACCGUAGAGGACGUGGCCAUGGCUCACUGGCAAGAGUACGGGCGCAACUACUACGCUCGCUACGAUUACGAAGGAGUCGACAAGCAGAAGGCAGAGGAGAUGUUUGCAGCCAUGGAGGCCAAGACGGGAGAGCUGGCUGGGCAAGAGCUCGGUGGGAUGAAGAUUAAGAUCAACGACAUGUUUGAAUACACGGACCCGGUCGAUGGAAGCGUCUCCAAGAGGCAGGGCCUCCGCUUUAUCUUCGAGGACAACUCACGAAUUGUGUUCCGAUUGUCCGGCACUGGAGUGGCUGGGGCAACUGUGCGGCUCUACCUCGAGAAGUACGAGCCGCCCAGUGGCAACCUGUCCCUGCACCAGUUUGAGGUGGUGAAACCACUGGCAGCCAUCGCCCUUGAGCUUUCACAGUUGCAGGCCUUCACAGGUCCUGCAGGUCGGCGACAGGGCUGGAAAGUUCUCUCCCGUGCAGUCGCUGCGUUAAUGCUUCUCCCCGCAAAUGCGGAACAAGAGGCAGGCAAGGUGUCAGAGUUGGACAUGGAUCCUCUCCAGAGGGACAUCAAGGUCGCUCGUUUCUGGGACUCCGAGAUCCAGAAAGAAGGUCUCGUAUGGACAAGGCUGUGGCAGCCCCCCUACAAGGCAGACUCAGUGCCAGCGCUGCUGGACUGCUUCGAUGAGGUGUAUGUUUGGGUGUCGGCGCUGCAGAACAGCGCCAAGCGUUGUGACAGCAUCGAGCAUGCUGCCAAAUUGGUGAAAGAUAUUCUGCCAUCUGGCGAUGUGGAUCGAUGCCAUACUUUCGUUCGAGCUAUCAAGCUGGUCGUACAGGGCCUGGACGAGUCGCUACAUGAACUCCACCACCUCCUGCAAGAGCCGAAUCAGAAGACCGGCUUGGCGUUCAUGUCCUCUCAGAAUCUUUGCAAUCUGCUCCAGGGGGAAACCACACCGGCUUCCACCAAGGCUUCCUUCUCACUCCUGGAUGGCAUCAAUCUCCUUGACCUGGAUGCUCAGAGUGCCAAGCGUGCCCCGGAAGUGGCCGCCGGCGAGGCGGUGAAGUGGAGCACCAAGGCGCUCCGCGUGUCUUUGCAGCGGAUCGGAGGGCUCAUUGCAGCGGGCUCCGCCUUUGCGGCCCGAGAUUGGCGGGUUCAGGCGCGGGCGUGUGAAGCUGUCACUGCUUCGGACGACCUGGACAUCCCACUCACCGUGCCGAGGCUGAGGCAGCGUCUCAAAAAGUCGCUGACCAGCAAGUUUUAA